UCUGUGUCAUAGACUAAAAUCUGUGGUAGCGUGUGCUGUGCUACUCUUUUUGAAUUAAAAGAAUUUAAGCUAAAUUAGAAAUAAAUAUUUAAUUAAUUAGUGUAUCAGUCUUUCAAAAUGUCUUGGUUAUUUGGGUAUAGUCGACCUCAACAACCUCCACCGGAGGAUCCCGUUGCGGACGGGGGUGGUGCUUCGGCUCCACCUGUUAACCUUACCAAAGCUGAAAAGAAAGCCAUGGAAGCUUACAGGUUUGACUCUAGUGCUUUGGAAAGAGCUGCACAAGCUGCCCGAGAGUUAGAAAGAUCCAGACAUGCCAAAGAUGCUUUGGAGCUCAGUAAGCUGCAAGAGGGUACUCGUCAACAAGAACAACUGGCCAAAAUCAAAGAAUAUGAAGCAGCCAUUGAACACGCUAAAGUAGAUCAGAAAAAAGUUGAUUAUGAAGAGAGACGUAAAACACUGCAGGAAGAAACAAAACAGCAUCAAAUAAGAGCCCAGUAUCAAGAUCAAUUAGCAAAGACUCGCUAUGAAGAACAAUUAGUUCAGCAUCAGAAAUCUCAAGAGGAAAUAUUGAGAAAGCAAGAAGAGAGCGUAGCUAAACAGGAAGCCCUCCGUCGUGCUACUAUUGAACAUGAAAUGGAAAUGCGUGAGAAAAACAAGCUAAAAGCAAUAGAAGCUGAGGCCAGAGCUCGCGCUAAGGCGGACCGAGAGAACCGUGAUAUUACACUGGAACAAAUAAAGUUGAAAGCUGCUGAAAACAGGACAACUAUACUAGAGAGCAUACAAACAGCUGGUAAUGUGAUAGGCGCAGGGUUAAAUGCACUUGUAACUGACUGGGAUAAGACAUUGACAGCUGUAGGUGGAUUGUCUCUGCUUGCUCUUGGUGUCUAUACAGCCAAAGGGGCAACUUCUGUGACUGCUCGUUUCAUUGAAGCAAGGAUAGGGAAGCCUGCUUUAGUAAAUGAGACAUCAAGAUUCUCCUUGCUAGAGGCACUAAAGCACCCAAUACUAACCGUAUCAAAAGCUAUACAGAAUUUUAGAAAACCUUCGGAUGCCCUAGCUGGUGUUGUGUUGGCACCAAAUUUGGAAAAGCGAUUGAGAGAUAUAGCAAUAGCGACAAAGAAUACUAAGACAAAUAGGGGGUUCUAUCGGAACUUGCUAAUGUAUGGACCACCUGGUACUGGAAAAACAUUGUUCUCCAAGAAAUUAGCGAAACAUUCUGGCAUGGAGUACGCGAUAAUGACCGGCGGUGAUGUUGCCCCUAUGGGCAAACACGCGGUCGCGGCGAUACACAAUAUGUUCGACUGGGCCAAUACUAGCAGGAAAGGUGUACUACUGUUUAUUGAUGAAGCCGAUGCAUUUUUGCACAAGCGAUCAUCGACACAUAUAAGCGAAGACCUCCGCGCCGCGCUAAACGCCUUCCUUUACCGCACGUCGGACCAAAGUAGUCGCAUCAUGUUGGUUUUGGCUUCAAACACGCCGCAACAGUUUGAUUCAGCUAUUAACGAUCGUUUGGACAAGAUGAUCGAGUUUGGACUCCCGGGCUUUGAAGAGAGGGAGCGUUUGAUCAGACUGUACUUCGAUAAAUUCGUUCUACAACCUGCUUCAGAGGGUAAAAGGCGAUUGAACGUCGAUCAGUUCGAUUACGGCGCGCUGUGUACGAAGCUGGCGGAGAGGACGGCCGGCAUGUCCGGUCGCGCUCUGUCCAAGUUGGGCGUGGCUUGGCAAGCGGCUGCGUACGCUUCGGACGACGGUCGCCUCACGGAGCAAAUGUGCAUCGAGAUAUGCGAUGACGCGGUGCACGACCACAGGCAGAAGAUGGAAUGGCUUUCCGCUGAAGAAAAGACCCGUAGCAUAAUGCCGUAUCUUAUUGACCUGCCACCGCUGGAUAAAUCAGAGGAUACUAUUCAGAAUGUGACCGUUACAGAAAUAACAGACACCAAAGAAAAAUCCAAAGCCAAAACAUCAAAGGGAAAGGUCAAAGAAAUUGAUCUAGAGAAGUGACACAUUGACACCAAAAAUAAUAAAGUUCCAUUAAGAAACCCAAGUUCCGUAAACAGCAGUGACUGUGAUAAUAAACAGUGCAUAUAUGAUUUCUCUGUUACUAAAAUUCAAAAGUAUGUUUUAUUAUCGGACAAUGAUAUUAAAGUAUUGCGAGAGUUGUCAAUGAAAUUUAAAAAAUGAUUUAUAUUUCUAUUUAACAUUAGUAAAGCCCAGGAUCCGUGGAACAUUUUUACAAUUGAUUACUAUCAAGUUAAUUUUCCGUUAGUAGCUUCAUCUUCAUGAGAAGCUCAAUAUUCUUACAUACGAAAAUUCUUGAUUCUGGUAGCUAACUCGGUUACCAGGUAAUAAAAAUUUCUGAGCUACGGUACGAGAUAAUUUGUACAAUACAAUUACAAAUACAAUUUGCAGGACAUUGUGGCUGUUAAGUUGUAUAAUUAUUAAUUUAGCAACAGUAAAAAAAACGUGUAACCUAGUUAGCUACCAGAAUCAAAAAUUUUCGUAAAUAGAAAAGUUGAGCGAAUGAAGCUAAUCACGGAAAAUCAACUUGAAAAUAAUCAAUUGUAGGUUCCACGGAUCCUGGGCGAUAUGAUUUUCGAAUAUGUGUAGUACUUGCACUAAUCAGUGCCAUUUUUUGGAAGUUUGAGCUGAAUGUGUCGGAAACAUCGUUCUCCUAUUAAAAAGUGGAUGCACAAUUAGCGACCAUAAAACUCAACGAGUGCCAAACACAACUUCUUGGCACUCAAUAUAAGUAGUCGCGUUUGCAAAUUCAACCUUAAAGUCAAUCCUUACGGUUAAAUUUGCUCUGAAUUUGGGAUUUUAUUGAAUAGUGUACUUUAUUUAAAGGCCAAACCACCAAUUUUAGAAUUACCAAUAAUUCUAAAACUGUCAAAGCAAAAUUGGCCAGUUUUUAAGUGAAAUUUUCUGCAUGAUUGUGCGUCCUUUUAUUAUAAGAGGUUAAUGGUCGGAAAACAAUUUGAAAGUAAGUCCUUUGUGACUAAAUAUUUGUUCUAAACUUACACAGUCAUUUGCAUGUCAUGUAAUUGAAGGAGAAUAUUUUGCAAAGUGUUGUUAGAUUUUUACGGGAUAUCCAUUUACAUACUAAGCUUAAUCUGAAAUGUAAUGGAAUGAUCUAAUUAAAAAAAAACAGUUUAUUAAGCUCAAAGAUUAGUACAAACAAAUAGACUACUGUUAUAAUUAACUAUAGUGCAUACAAAUCCGUUCAACUCUUUUUGAGUCACAGAAACAACAAAUAUUUAAGAUGAAAAAAAACAUUUAUAGUCUAACCAGAAAUAUUAAAAAAUUUGGGGGCGCUGCUACUUUUUGUUUUUUAAUGCUUGGUUUGUAGGAAAAAAUAGUUUUUUACUGCAAUAUGGUUAAAAUAUUUUUAUUUUUCUGGUCACGCUAUACAAUGUUGUGCAUUUCGUGCAUUUGAUUUAAUUUACAUUUUGUCACAAUGUAUUUAUGUGAAAUUAUUUAAAUAUGUUUGUUUAUGUAAUUAUUGAUUAUUAUUUUAAUUUACAAAUAAAUUAUAAAAAAUAAAAUACAAAUUAUAAAAAAAGUUCGUAUAUGCGGAUGACAAGGAGAUGCUUGACGCGUUUUUUUAUGGGUUUCACCGGCUUCACCUACCGUAUUGUAAAGGCUUAUUCUGUAUCAUUCUCUAUUCUGUGGCUAUAAUAUAGUUACAUAUAAUUUGCACAAGUUAAAGCAGUAAAGGCAAGGCCGAUUUUAUAUUUACGUUGGUUUAAUUAUCAAGUAAAAUUUACACCCAUAAUCUUUAGUGUUACACAUUCCUGAAUAUUUACACAUUGAAUUGCUUUAAAUUGAAAUCUCAAUUUUUUUUAGGUUUAGUUUAUAAUAGAUGGCGUUGUUCGCAAGUUCAGAGACGUUAAAACCUACGUACUAAUUCAUCUUUUCAUUUUUUAUUGCAUUUCAUCGGCCUUGUCAUUUGUGCUCACACUGUAAUUAAUUUUUUUUU
Bicyclus anynana (squinting bush brown) is the source of this 3976-nucleotide messenger RNA. RefSeq names its product ATPase family AAA domain-containing protein 3A homolog (gene bor). Bases 118 to 2001 code for a protein of 627 amino acids. The transcript is spliced from 10 exons. NCBI's taxonomy places the organism in Eukaryota, Metazoa, Arthropoda, Insecta, Lepidoptera, Nymphalidae. Gene Ontology annotation, cellular component: mitochondrion. Gene Ontology annotation, molecular function: zinc ion binding; ATP binding; ATP hydrolysis activity. The record is from RefSeq and is a predicted model, not a curated record. Gene Ontology annotation, biological process: mitochondrion organization.